This is a messenger RNA of Daphnia magna, 1290 nucleotides long. RefSeq lists its product as uncharacterized. The transcript is spliced from 5 exons. The record is from RefSeq and is a predicted model, not a curated record. NCBI's taxonomy places the organism in Eukaryota, Metazoa, Arthropoda, Branchiopoda, Diplostraca, Daphniidae. The coding region runs from base 1 to 870 and encodes 289 amino acids.
AUGGAAACCUCGGUUUUGGAGACUUCGACGGAGCUAGUAGAUGUAACUCUGUACAAUUGCACGUGCGGCAGUGCAGCUGCAAGAAGAGGGCCGCACCAGAAAGUCAUCGGAUUUUCCAUUUAUGGCGAUCUCUCACGCGUGGAUAUUGUCCAGAAAUAUCUCCUCCCGCUCAAAGAAACAAUCAAAACGAUUCCGUCCAUCUACCCAGACUGGCUCGUGAGAAUUCAUCACAAUAUGGAAAAAGACGAUGACGUCAAUUCAUCGUGGACAAUUUUCCAGAACAUUUUAGACUUUGGAAGUCACGUCGACCUGUGCAACAUAACAGAGACGGUUAAUAAUUGGAAAAUGAAAAAUGAUUUAUUCGCCAUGACAUGGCGUUGGUUGCCAUUGCUUGACGACAUGGUGGAUACUUUCAUGUCCAGGGAUUCCGACAGUCUCAUUGUGGUGCCCCGCGAGCAGGACGCCGUUCGUGAAUGGCUUGCUAGCGACGACAUCUUUCACACCAUGAAAGACCAUCCUAAUCACUGCAGUACCUCAAUGCUGGGCGGAAUGUGGGGAGUUAAACUCAGCGACGAUCGUCCACGAAUCGUUGAUGCCUUUGAGGCGAUUUUCGCCACUCAUCACGAAACCACUUAUGGCUACGAUCAGUCUCUCCUGACAGAUCAUGUUUGGCCAAUCGCAAAGACGAGUGUAAUGGCUCACGAUAGUUACUGCUGUCUCAAUUCCAGCCUGAGCAGGCCGUUUCCUAGUAAGCGAGGCGAGGGCUUGCUCUUUGUCGGCGGGAGGGGCAAACCGGAAGAACGUCUCAAAUGGCCUUGUCCGCCAAUGUGCCGUCCGGCCAACGUGACUCCCGAAUGGAUUUUCUGUUAAACUACAUUUGCCAAUUUAAUGUUUCAUUUGUUAAGAAUAAAAACGUUACCGAUUGCAGAAAGUUAAAUCUCCUUGUUCAAACUCUUGAUGGAGAUUUGUAGUUAAAAUGAAUGCGGUGUUGAUUCCAAGGGCUUUGACAACAAAGAGCUGUUGGGCAUCAGCUGUUCAACUUCCCGUUACCUUGAUCUAGAAAACAAAAACAAAAGGCAUGGCUACUUCCUCAUCGUACGCCUCAUGGGCUACCAACAAACGUAAGACCUUUAAGUUCGAUUUAACCUUGGAUUUCGAUCAACAAGAGCUGAGCGAAAGCCCCGGGUGGAUCGGCCCGUUCUAUAAAUUGCCCCGGCUCUUUUCGUUCGGCAUCCAGUUUACUUGGUGGCUUUGUUGAAAGUGAUUGUCGGUGUAUACAUCUCCCCUCCC